CACUGUGAGCAUCCCAGGUUCCGUGGGCAUCCUUGGGCAAUGUGAGCAUCCUCAGCUCCAUGGGCAUCCUGAGCACCACGGGCAUCCCUGGGCAGUGUGAGCAGCCUCAGCCCCACGGGCAUCCUUGCGUCUGCAGGCAUCCCUCGGCACUGCGGGCAUCCUUGGGCACUUGGGGUGGGCUUGGCCAGAGCCCACUUUGAGAAGCAGCCGCCCUCCAACCUACGGAAAUCCAACUUCUUCCACUUCGUCCUGGCCAUGUACGACCGGCAGGGCCAGCCCGUGGAGAUCGAGCGCACGUCCUUCAUCGACUUCGUGGAGAAGGAGAGGGAGCAGAACGGCGAGAAGACCAACAACGGGAUCCAGUACCGCCUGCAGCUGCUCUACAGCAACGGGCUCCGCACACAGCAGGACCUCUUCGUGCGCCUCGUCGACUCCGUCUCCAAGCAGGCCAUCGUCUACGAGGGGCAGGACAAGAACCCCGAGAUGUGCCGAGUGCUGCUCACCCACGAGAUCAUGUGCAGCCGCUGCUGUGACAAGAAGAGCUGCGGGAACCGCAACGAGACCCCCUCGGACCCCGUCAUCAUCGACCGGUUUUUCCUUAAGUUUUUCCUCAAGUGCAACCAGAACUGCCUGAAGAACGCGGGGAACCCCCGGGACAUGCGGCGCUUCCAGGUGGUGGUGUCGACGACGGUGAGCGUGGACGGGCACGUCCUGGCCGUGUCCGACAACAUGUUCGUGCACAACAACUCCAAGCACGGCCGGCGCGCGCGGCGCCUCGACCCCAGCGAAGCGGCCCCGUGCAUCAAAGCCAUCAGCCCCGGCGAGGGAUGGACCACGGGCGGCGCCACCGUUAUCCUCAUCGGCGAUAACUUCUUCGAUGGCCUCCAGGUGGUGUUCGGCACCGUCCUGGUGUGGAGCGAGCUGAUCACCCCCCACGCGCUGCGGGUGCAGACCCCCCCCCGGCACAUCCCGGGGGUCGUGGAGGUCACUCUCUCCUACAAAUCCAAACAGUUCUGCAAGGGCGCCCCGGGGCGCUUCGUCUACACCGCGCUGAAUGAGCCCACGAUCGACUACGGCUUCCAACGCCUGCACAAGGUGAUCCCGCGGCACCCCGGGGACCCCGAGCGCCUCCCCAAGGAGGUGCUGCUGAAGCGAGCGGCCGACCUGGUGGAGGCUCUGUACGGGCUGCCCCACAGCAACCAGGAUCUGCUGCUGAAGCGCGCGGCCGACGUGGCGGAGGCGCUGUACAGUGUCCCCCGCACGCCCGCGCCCCUCGGCGCCCCCGCGCCCCCCGUCGUGGCCGUGGGCUCCUUCGGCGGCCACCAGCUGGCCACCAGCCUGGGCGACUCGCCGCCCGCCGCCGAGCAAGGCUUCUCCCGCAGCACGGGCAGCGCGUCGCCGCCGCCGCCGCAGGGCUACGGCUACGGGGGGGCCCCCCUGGCCGGGCUGGGGGUGCCGCCGUCCCCCAGCUUCCUCAACGGCUCCACCGCCAACUCGCCCUACGCCAGCCUGCACCAGCCGCCGGUGUCCCCAGAGCCGCUGGCUGUCCCCACGGCGGGGGUCCCCAUGGGCUGUCCCCCCGCAGUGGUGCCCUCCAGCCCCCCGCUGGGCGCCUCGUCCUCGUCGCUGCCCCCCGGCCCCGGCGCCUCGCCCGCCGCCGGCCUCUUCUCCUUCUCGCCCGUCACCAUGAUCUCGGCCGUCAAACAGAAGAGCGCCUUCGCCCCAGUGCUGCGCCCGCAGGGCUCCCCGACACCCGCCUGCGCCACCGCCACCGCCCUGCAAGAUGCAGCUUUUGAGGAUAUGGACAAAUUCCCGGCGCGGCCGCUGCAGGGCCUGGGCUUCUCCUAAGGAACCCAGGGACCCCCCAUGGGGCAGGGACCCCCCCAUAAUGGGACAGGGACCCCCCAUGGUGGGACAGAGACACC
Molecule: messenger RNA, 1925 nt
Organism: Cuculus canorus (common cuckoo)
Lineage: Eukaryota; Metazoa; Chordata; Aves; Cuculiformes; Cuculidae
Gene: EBF4
Product: EBF family member 4
Exons: 17
Coding region: 256-1848 (530 amino acids)
Biological process (GO): regulation of transcription by RNA polymerase II
Molecular function (GO): RNA polymerase II cis-regulatory region sequence-specific DNA binding; DNA-binding transcription factor activity, RNA polymerase II-specific
Source: RefSeq, a predicted model, not a curated record